This is a messenger RNA of Alternaria atra, 2208 nucleotides long. RefSeq lists its product as uncharacterized. The transcript is spliced from 2 exons. The record is from RefSeq and is a predicted model, not a curated record. NCBI's taxonomy places the organism in Eukaryota, Fungi, Ascomycota, Dothideomycetes, Pleosporales, Pleosporaceae. Bases 1 to 2208 code for a protein of 735 amino acids.
AUGGAUUCAACCGCAAAGCGCGAGGCGCCGGCCGCUUCUAAACGAAAAGCUGUCCCGUCGCCGACCACACCUACGCCAUCGCUUGAACCAGAGCGAGAGCUCACUAGUAGACUAAUACCGAACGCUUUUCUCACCGGAACCCUCUUGGCAGCUCUGUCUCUCUCCUGGCCACUGCGAUGGGUCAUCUCCGGAGCGCCCAUACUGAUCUACGCUAUCCUGCUAGGCGAGGCGUAUGGUCAUCGCAUCUUACCCUUCGUUCCAGUCUGGACCAUAUUUGCAACAGUAAACCUAGUUUACGCUGUAUGUGCGACUUCAUGGCUUCUAUACUGGGUAUUUUGGGCCUUCUGCUGGCCUGUACUCUUCGUCACCUGCCUCUUUCAAUUCGACGCACCUGCUGCACUGGCACGCCGCACUCUGCGAAAGACGUUCCUCCGAGAUCUCCACUUUAUCAACGAUCAGGUAGCCUUCUUCGACCUUCCUGCGUUGGAAAUCGAUACCGAGGUCAAAGGACUGUUCGUCAUCCGCGGGGUUACGCUCUCACUCUCAACAAUGACACUUGUUGCUCAUGGAGUUGAAGCCGGCAUAAAGCUCUCGGACGACAUCGAACUUGGCAUUCAAGUUGACAAAGUUGUUGUACCACUCUUUCGAGAGAUAACCGUCGACGACGUCUAUGCGAAUGUCAAGGGUGGAGACUGGGAAGUCACCUUCGGAGACGUCCAGUACGGCGUCCCGGAGCCAGACGACGACGAUUCUGUAGUCGUUACCAACACGGCUAUCCUUAGAGCAGCGACGAUGAAAGGGGGAGCCAAUGGUCGCCCGGCCGAUAUGGUCAGGAAUCUUACGGCUGGCAAGAUACCGACUGAGGCUGAAGAUACCGCAUCCGCAUUCUCGUCCGUUAAGAAGAUAUCACCAGAUGAGGAGCGCGCUCAUACAAAGUACAAGGACCUGGUCCGCUAUAUCAACGACACAAGUGCCAUUACAAAGGCGAAGCAGCAACUGGUAGAGGCCUCGAAAGCACGAGAUGAGGCUGGCUCAACAGAUGAUGAAAAAGACCCCAAAGAUGCUAAAAGGUCAAAAGAAGAACCGGGCGUCCGCUUGGACAUUGAUAAUAUGGAUGACUUCAGAGCAGCAAUCUGUACCCAGAUCCAUGGACAACCCUCAAUACCUCAUCCACCUACCAAAUCGAUCAGAGUCUCCACCCUUCGGAAAACAUCGUACCCAAACGUAAAGAAGUUCCUACAUCGACUGCCCUUCCUCUACCGCUUGAUGCUCAGUCCUAUUUGUUACUUCCAUCCUGUCAAGUUCAAGUCCAUUACUGCAGCUGGAUCAGGAAAGUGGUUCACAGCCCUGAUGCAACAGUAUUUCUUUAAGCAUUACUCGUCCCAAGACGCCGAGAUUCGUAGAUUGGAGGCGCGGAUAUCGGCCUGGUGUGCAGAUGCCAAUUUCGCCGUAGAACUAGGCCCCAUGGCUAGCGAAGCCUCCUUCCCCAUCAACACUAAUUACAACAUCCAGACCCACUUAAAAAUCUCAGAUGUCAUGGCUUACAGAAUACUCCCUGAUGCCGUCGAACUUAAGCAAGUUGUGCGAUUAGGAGAGAAGAAGAGUGACUUCGACCUAUUGGAGAUGGAAUCUGCCAUCAAAGAAACUGAAUCUACUCCAAAGCAGAUCCAAGCUCUGAAAGAACUUGAGAAGUUAAAGAGAGACGAGGCAUCUAUGCACGUCAGCGCACACGCUCACCUCCCGGCGCAGUUUCACCAAGAUCUUCUCAACUUCGUCGCCGCAAUUGUCAAAGCCACCAAGGUCAUCGAGUCAGACAAAGACUUUGAGGAGGCAAAGGUUUUACGCGAACUGAAGCGCGUCAGCACGACUGAUAGCGAAGCAAGCAGUCUUGCGUCGAUUAAUACCAACAAUAGCGAAAUGUCGCAGACCACAGUGAAUGGCAAUGAGGACAAGAGCUUCAAAGCAUUUCUCAAAAAGGUGGACACUGGUUUCAAGGAAGCGUCGAAUAAGACUAUGGUGGGCAUGCGCAAAGCUGGUCAGAAUACUGUACAUGCCAUGGCUAACGAUCGCUGGAUCGCACGGCUGGUAGGCAAGGUGACGAGGAAGUUGGAAAAGGCGCAAGGUGAACUGGGGUAUAGUGCAGAGGUUCCGAUUGCUCUGGCCAAGUACCGUGAGCGACAUGAGUUCGAGCAGAAGCUCUUACCCUAA